AUGUCAACUGAGCGAUCGAGAGCUCCCUUAACACCUCAGCACAAAGCCUUCAAUUCUCGCAAUAGCAGACAGUCUAAUUCAGAUGUUCACCCACAAUUAUAUGAAAUUUAUCAAGCAAAGAUAGUUAGUAUCCAAGAGUAUGGUGCAUUUGCUGAAAUAAAAGGAUACUCAAAACAUGGAUUAAUACAUAAAUCCCAAAUCUCAAAAUAUCGAAGUGAGAAUGUCGGCGAAAUUUUAGAAGUGGGGGAUAUUGUUUGGGUAAAAGUGAUUGGAGUGGAAGAUCAAGAUGGAAAGACAAAGAUCAAACUAUCAAUGCGAUACGUAGAUCAAGGUCGAGGUGAAGAUUUAGAUCCCAACAAUGUUCAAUUAAGUCAAGAUCAAAACCGUCAUAAGUCGGCCUCUGCAUCAAAGAUUGUGAAUCCAAUCGAGAUAGCUGACGCUGUUGUUAAUGCAAUAUGCAGACGAUGUGGUGGCAAGGGGCAUAUGGAUACCGAUUGUUUUGUUCAGCAAGGUGAACAAUACUCUCUCGUUGCAAGUGACGAUGAGAUUUAUGCUGCCGCUUCAACAACAGAAGUUGCAGCAGCUAUUAGGAAGGAUAAGCACAAAAAGAAAAGAGAUAAGAAGAGGAAGAGGAGUCGAUCUAGGAACCGAGAACAAGAGAGUCCAUCACAUAAAAGCAGGCGGAUCAAAGAGGUUAAAACUAUGGACGAUGCACUGGAAGUUAUGCGUGGAAAAGCACGGGAAAAAGAAAGGAAAAAGCACAAGCACUCUGGAGGUGAUAAACGUAAAUCGCGAAGCAAAUCGAAGCGCAAAGACUAUUCUUCCACUACCGAGAGCUCAUCUUCUGAUUAA
Paraglomus brasilianum is the source of this 852-nucleotide messenger RNA. Lineage: Eukaryota; Fungi; Glomeromycota; Glomeromycetes; Paraglomerales; Paraglomeraceae. The record is from the annotation of a GenBank genome assembly.